GUGUGACUGGCAGGCAGCGGUGGUACAGCAAGGAGGCGUCAGCACCCGUAGGGGAAAACAAAAGGAAACGGAACAGCUCCUCUGUCUGCCUCGGACCCAGUGACACCGACAUUCUUCUUCUUUCGUUAUUCCGCACAAACCAAGCGAGGUCUUAUACGAAGGAGACGAGCACGGUUCAACUAUCGAAAGGACUCCAUUUCAGUGGGCAUUUCUUGCAUUUAUCCACAUCCCCCAUACAAUCACUUCAGUUCGCGAUUCCUCAUAGAAGUAAGCCCGAUCUACGGUACAUAGAACUCGCUGUUUGGGACGUUGAAUCAUAAAUCUACAAAACAAAAGACGAACAAAUACGGAGUGUUGACACCACCUCCUUCCCUCGCUCUUUCUUUUUUCUUCUUCGAUCAUGCUGCAUCGCUGCCUCAUUCAGUUGGCCAAAAAGAAAGGGCCACCGCAGCGGGGUCACGUGCUGCGGCGAAAUCUGCGUCGAUCGGGCAGCAGCGGAAGUGCCAGUGCGUCCGUUGCCCGUCGUGCAGGCAGCGCAGCCGCCAAACGCGACGGCAAAGGUCACCCGUCGUCCGCUGCUUCAUCGAAAGCGAAGAGCGGCAAGGCAGAGGCUGGUAAUAAAAACUUCCUUAACGGGACAGACGGAAACAGUUCCGCAGCGGCGCCGUUGGCGCUCGUGUCAGACGAGUCGGCUCACGCACCGCCCAACUCGGCCCGUCGUCCGCUGUAUCGGCUGGCCACUGCAGUUGCCACGGUCGUCGUGCCGCCCACCACUAACGUCUACUUGCAGUCCAUGAAGCACCUGCUAACGCCUGCGUCUUCUCCUGCGCUUGCCAGCGCCUCCAUCGGCGAAGCCGUGGGGGCGGCCACCCCCGCCGUGCCCAUUGUCGAGGAGUACUACACGAGCAAAAAAGGCCCGCUCUUCGCCACCGCCGUCGUGGCCGGCACCAACGCGGUGAAGCAGGUGAGCUCCCUCAUCCCAUUCUGCUACCCGACACCCAUUCAGCGGUGCUCCUUCACCUUCCGGCGGCGGCAGGUGCUGCAGGCCCCACGCCCGUCCCAGAUGCCCCACCGCGUCGUGCUGCGGCGCCGCACCUCGACCCCCAGCCAGUCGCCCACCCGCCCCGAGUACAGCGUGCUCUACUGCUUCUGCACGGUCGCGACGGAGAGCAAAGCCGGGGUGGAGAUGGAGGCGUUGACGGGUGCCACCAUGGCCACCGUGACGCUGUACGACAUGCUGAAGGGGCUUCCAGGUGCACAGGAGGACGGACUGAGUCUUGGGGAGGCUUUUGUGCUGGCGAAGCGUGGCGGACGCAACGACUUCACUAAGUUGCUCAUGUCCGAGCCGGAUCGCCCGCUUGUAGACAGUGGCAUCCGAAAUGGAGGUGAAGUGCCAGCCAUCGCGCCUCCUAAGGCGUUCACAGAGGCGACGACUAACGGCAAUAACUCGUCUGGCACAGCAGCAGCAGCAGCUACGUCGAAUUCAGCGGAGUCACUCGCAAAUCAGCAGGAUGGCAACGCCCAACAGCAAUCUGCCACCAACGCGGCGCACGGCGUUGGAAAUACGGAAGGUGAUGAGCAGGGCGUCGUGCCGCAACGUGUCAUACGCCGCACAUCUUCGGUUGCCGGUGUUGACGAUGCGGAGGACCCAAAUGCUCCCGGCGACGCCGGUGCGUGGUGGCGCACGUCGAAGCACGAGAAGCGGCUUCAAGAGCUACACCCCCGGCGCAAGUACGUUGAUGGCUCACGGGUUGUUCCUACUAGCCCCUCUGCUGCCGACGGGGCUGUGCCUUCGCAGGUUGCCGUCACAAACGCGGCACCAACCGCGCCGGCAACCACGCCCAGUAAGCUGAAGCACGUGUCGAAGGCGAGUAUGAUACGCGAAGGCCGUCCGGUCGUGUCCGCUAUGAGCGCAAAGGCGGCGUUGAAGGCCGCACGUGACGCUGCGGCGCACCACGAGGAGGCAGAGGAGGAGGACGCAAUGGAGCAUCGGCGACCGAACAAGGGCCGUCUUGCCAGAAAAUCGGGACGUGGCGCCAUUUCAGCCGAAGCGGACACGGACGAAGUGCCGGACAAGGAGGCAGUCCUGGAAGACGACGAAGCCGCCGAGGAGGCGGAGGAAGCGGAGGUGACGCACGACGAGGACGAGGUCGAGCCCAGCAAAGGCGGCAAAAAGACCAAGCGGGGCUCCACGGCGAGCGCAGCAGCGCACAAGUCGGUCAAGGCAGCAGGGAGAAGGGCGACUGCGACGGCCACCAGCGCUGCCCAGCGACGUCAACAGGCGGCGGAGGAGGCGGAGGCAGAGGAGGAUGAAGAAGACAGCGCAGAGGCGGCUGUGGAGGAGGAAGAGGAAGAAGAGGAGGUUGUGACGCCAACCCGCAAGCCUUCGCACGCGAGCUUGGCUGCGGCCGCGAAGAAGCACAACAAGGGCAAAAUCAGCGCAGCCCGCAAGCAACGCGCCGCCACCACGACAGCAUCGUCGCACAAAAAGGGUCGAGCGGCAGCGGUGGAAGAGGAGGACGAGAACGAGGCCGUGUCUGUUGAAGGAGGGGAAGACGACGAACCGGCUGCAGAAGAGGAGGAGGAAGACAGCGCAGAGGCAGAUGUGGGAACGGUUGACGAAGAGGAAGAAGAGGAGGUGGCGGUGACGCGUCGCGGUAAGUCGACAAAACACAGCGCUGCGGCAACGACCCCAUCCAAGAAAAAGGCGAGCGCGAUGCGGCCGGUGCAGCACAGCUCGUGGGACGAAGGAACGCGUAAGGUCGACGACGAUGAGGACGCUGAAGCAAACGAGGAGGAAGAGGCGGUGAACGAAGACGCUGAAGAAGAGGAAGAGGAAGAAGUGCCGCCUCCGCCGCCGAAGAAGCUGAAGAAGAGUAUGAAGCGAACAAUUCCAAGGAGGAGGUGA
Molecule: messenger RNA, 2908 nt
Organism: Leptomonas pyrrhocoris
Lineage: Eukaryota; Euglenozoa; Kinetoplastea; Trypanosomatida; Trypanosomatidae
Product: putative Molybdenum cofactor biosynthesis protein
Exons: 1
Coding region: 401-2908 (835 amino acids)
Biological process (GO): Mo-molybdopterin cofactor biosynthetic process
Source: RefSeq, a predicted model, not a curated record